GAGCUCGGAGACCAUUGGCUGGCAAGCUGGCUGCGCAGGGGCGGGGAGCGCCGCCGAAGGGGACUGUUUGCUCCUACGGGCUGUAGAUGGAGCUGUCCGGCCCCGGCGAGGGGGAAGGCGCCUGGAAAACGUUCUUCUUCUCCCUGGCCGGCCCGAGCGGGGAACAGCACUCCCAGGAUGCAGUUUGUGUCAACACGGCCGCAGCCUCAGCAGCUGGGCAUCCAGGGCCUGGGGCUGGACAGCGGGAGCUGGAGCUGGGCCCAGGCUCUGCCCCCGGAGGAGGUCUGCCACCAGGAGCCGGCGCUGCGCGGGGAAAUGGCCGAGGGAAUGCCGCCCAUGCAGGCUCAAGAGUGGGACAUGGAUGCUCGGCGACCGAUGCCUUUCCAGUUCCCGCCCUUCCCAGACAGGGCACCUGUCUUCCCUGACCGCAUGAUGAGAGAGCCCCAGCUGCCCACGGCAGAGAUCUCACUCUGGACCGUGGUGGCCGCCAUCCAGGCUGUGGAAAGGAAGGUGGAGGCCCAGGCCAGCCAGCUGCUAAAUCUGGAGGGGCGGACGGGGACGGCCGAGAAGAAGCUGGCCGACUGCGAGAAGACGGCCGUGGAGUUCGGCAACCACAUGGAGAGCAAGUGGGCCGUGCUGGGGACCCUGCUGCAGGAGUACGGGCUGCUGCAGAGGCGGCUGGAGAACAUGGAGAACCUGCUGAGGAACAGGAACUUCUGGGUCCUGAGGCUGCCCCCGGGCAGCAAGGGGGAGGUCCCCAAGGUUCCCGUGACGUUUGUCGACAUCGCUGUUUACUUCUCUGAGGAUGAGUGGAAGAACUUGGACGAAUGGCAGAAGGAGCUUUACAACAACCUUGUUAAGGAGAACUAUAAAACCCUGAUGUCCCUGGACACGGAGGGUGCAGUGCCCAAGCCAGAUGCUCCAUCCCAGGUGGAGCCCAGGGAAGAGCCUUGCGUGUGGGAGCAGCGUGACCCAGAAGAGAGAGAAAUCCUAAUGGAUCCAGACACAGGAGCAGAGCCCCUGGUGUCUGCACAGGAUUCAUCCUCGCAGGUCAAAAGGGAGGAAGCCCUAUGUGUCCGGGGUCAGCGGGGCCUGGAGGAAAGAGCCAUCCCCACGGAGUCCAUUACUGACUCCCCGGCCUCUGCCCAGGACCUCUUAUCCCGGAUUAAACAGGAGGAGCACCCAUGCGUAUGGGAUCAGCAGGAUCUGGCAGAAAGAGAUAUUCCAACGGACCCCAAUUCAGAGUCUCUGAUCUCAGCGCACGACAUUCUGUCAUGGAUCAAGCAGGAGGAACAGCCGUACCCAUGGGGCUCUCGCGACUCAAUGGAAGGAGAGCUCGGAUUAGAUUCUGGCCCCAGUGACGGCCUGCUGCUGGUGAAGAACCCGCCCCCCGGCCCGCAGCCGCCGCCGCCGCCGCCGGCUCCGCCCAGCCUGCCGGUGCUCCCGGCGGCCGAGAACGCGAACGCGGGCGGCGGCGGGGGCGGCGGCUGCGGCAGCUGCUGCCCGGGCGGCCUGCGGCGGAGCCUGCUCCUGCACGGCGCGCGCAGCAAGCCCUACUCGUGCCCCGAGUGCGGCAAGAGUUUCGGCGUGCGCAAGAGCCUCAUCAUCCACCACCGCAGCCAUACCAAGGAGCGGCCGUACGAGUGCGCCGAGUGCGAGAAGAGCUUCAACUGCCACUCGGGCCUCAUCCGCCACCAGAUGACGCACCGCGGCGAGCGGCCCUACAAGUGCUCCGAGUGCGAGAAGACCUACAGCCGCAAGGAGCACCUGCAGAACCACCAGCGGCUGCACACGGGCGAGCGGCCCUUCCAGUGCGCGCUCUGCGGCAAGAGCUUCAUCCGCAAGCAGAACCUGCUCAAGCACCAGCGCAUCCACACGGGCGAGCGGCCCUACACGUGCGGCGAGUGCGGCAAGAGCUUCCGCUACAAGGAGUCGCUCAAGGACCACCUGCGUGUGCACAGCGGCGGCCCCGGGCUCAGCGCCCCUCGGCCGCUCCAGGCGCCGCCCGAGCACGACUAGGG
Molecule: messenger RNA, 2021 nt
Organism: Callorhinus ursinus (northern fur seal)
Lineage: Eukaryota; Metazoa; Chordata; Mammalia; Carnivora; Otariidae
Source: RefSeq, a predicted model, not a curated record